Molecule: messenger RNA, 1975 nt
Organism: Setaria italica (foxtail millet)
Lineage: Eukaryota; Viridiplantae; Streptophyta; Magnoliopsida; Poales; Poaceae
Product: cysteine-rich receptor-like protein kinase 10
Exons: 6
Coding region: 40-1863 (607 amino acids)
Biological process (GO): protein phosphorylation
Molecular function (GO): protein serine/threonine kinase activity; ATP binding
Source: RefSeq, a predicted model, not a curated record
UCUCCGAGCCUAUCUAAGCCGCCUACGAUAGGCAACCACAUGUCCAUGAUCGGCAUGGUCCUGCUCAUUGUCACCUCGGCGGCAACGGUCGCCGCACAGCCGUGGGAGGUCUGCGGCACCACCGGCAAGUACGCGGCCGGCAGCACCUACCAGGCCAACCUAGACCUCCUGUCCGCCGCGCUCCCGUCGAAUGCCUCCUCCACCGGCCUAUUCGCCAAGGGCUCUGCCGGCGCCGCCCCGGACGCAGUCCACGGCCUCGCGCUCUGCCGGGGUGACCUGAACGCCUCCGCCUGCCGCACCUGCGUCGCCGACGCGUUCCAGGGCGCGCGGCGGCGGUGCGCGCUCACCAAGGACGCGACCGUCUUCUACGACACGUGCCUCCUCCGCUUCUCCGACCAGGACUUCCUUGGCCUGGACUACUCCAACCGUUCCCAUGGUUUGGCCGUAGCUGUGGAUCGUCCGGUCAUGCCCACGGAAGCCACGUUGACCGGUUGGGACGGCUACAGCUCCAAUGCAUUCAUCGCCCAGCAGGUAAACAAGCUGCUCAACGGCACGGUACGGCAGCUCUUCAGCUCCACGACGACGGCGAAUCGCUACGCGGCAACCGGCCGACUGGGGGACAUCGAUGGCAGCAACACCAUCAUGCCGCUCUACGCCUACGCGCAGUGCGCGCCGGACUCGACAGAUGAUCUCUGCCAUUACUGCCUCCAGAAUUUCAGUGACCUGGCGAUGGCGAACAUCGGCAGACGGGCGGGACGGGUUCUUGGAUUGCGGUGUAAUCUGAGGUACGAGGAGUAUCAGUUCUACAGCCAUUUCACGUGGAUCAACGGCGACGGGACACUGAAUCCCGCCACGCCGCCACCAUCGCCGACACCGGAGCCAGCCCCGCUCCCGCCGACGCCGAUUGUUUUGCCGCCCACGCAUCGUCAACGCAAGAGUUAUACUAAGUGCCAAAACACAGGCCAGUUUCCUGAUGGGUUGGAAGUAGCAGUUAAGAGACUUGCUUCGCAUUCAAGGCAAGGUUUCACAGAGUUCAGAAAUGAAAUUCAACUCAUAGCCAAGCUGCAGCACACAAAUCUGGUCAGGCUCUUGGGUUGCUGCUACCAGGGAGAGGAGAGAAUACUAGUCUAUGAAUAUUUGCCCAAUAAAAGCUUGGACUUCUUCAUUUUUGACAAAACAAGAAGUGCUUUAAUAGAUUGGGGAAAACGCCUAGCGAUAGUAGAGGGGAUAGCUCAAGGACUUUUGUAUUUGCACAAGCACUCUCGGUUACGAGUGGUUCAUAGAGAUCUUAAAACAAGCAACAUUCUCUUGGACCGUGAAAUGAACCCAAAAAUUUCAGAUUUUGGGCUUGCAAAGACAUUUAGCACAGAUGAUAUAGAAGGCAACACAAGAAGGAUUGUUGGCACUUAUGGUUACAUGGCUCCUGAGUACGCAUCAGAGGGACUUUUCUCAAUCAAAUCUGACGUAUUCAGCUUUGGCGUGCUAACUCUUGAGAUCAUCAGUGGAGAAAGAACAUCAAGUUUCCAUCGAAAUGGGGAGUUCAUCAACCUUAUUGGUCAUGCAUGGAAGUUAUGGAAAGACGGAUUGUGGCUUCAACUCGUGGAUGCAUCACUAGUUGUUGCGUGCCACACAUCAUCGAUCAUGAGAUGCAUUAACAUCGCACUAUUGUGCGUGCAAGAGAAUGCGGCUGAGCGACCCACCAUGUCAGAUGUCGUAGCGAUGCUAAGCAGCGAGACUAUGGCCUUGCCUGAGCCUAAGCACCCUGCAUAUUUCCAUGUAAGGAUGAGAAAUGCAGAGGCGCCAGCAGCUGUUAUGCCAUCUAGUGUUAAUGAUAUCACAAUGUCUGCUCUAGACGGCAGAUAGCUUUCUAUUUUUUGCUCCAGAUCAUGUGACAAUUCAUGUAUGGCAUUUGUUUCUUCUAGAAAACUUAAACUGAGAGAGUAAAUAUGCUAGAGACGCUGCAUGCUUCAGGAUC